AUGCGUUUCACUUUUGUCCUCGCCGUUGUUGCCGCUUUGACAGCAUCGAUAUCUGCCAGUGACGCUGUCAGUGAUGCUAUAGGACAUGCUCAGGAUGCGAAGGAGGAUUUUGCAGCUUCUUUAUAUGCUUCUAGUGUGGCAGCGAAGUUUUGGGCGAUCAGGUAUUGGGAAAUCGAGAUGGCAUCUACUUUGUUUGGAGAGGAGGCUGGAGGUCGAGAAGUCCUGUGGUUUCAGAGCCGGUUCUCUAUCUGGAUGUGCCGUAAACAAUUGUCGAGCGGCUGUACAGUGUCAUCGAGUGACCUCGACAACUUUGCAAGAGUAGGAUGUGCUGUGACCUACUUCGCAAAAUCCGAUGCAAGCUGGCGGUUCCAUAUGCGAAUACCGCAAAAUAUCGCACAAGUGGGAAUCCAUGAUGAAGGGACAGAAGGUGGGGCAUGA
Messenger RNA from Suillus fuscotomentosus, 438 nucleotides. RefSeq lists its product as uncharacterized. The transcript has 5 exons. The record is from RefSeq and is a predicted model, not a curated record. Lineage: Eukaryota; Fungi; Basidiomycota; Agaricomycetes; Boletales; Suillaceae. The coding region runs from base 1 to 438 and encodes 145 amino acids.